GUAAAUUUCUACUUCCGUUAUUGAAUGUAACCAUGAAGUCGAUUUUGGUAUUAAGUCUACUCGUGGCUUUAACACAGUCUCAAUCACCAAGGAAACUGGAUUACACUGAAUAUCUUAGUGGAGUAAAAUCGCAACUUACUAGUCUGGCCAAAAGACCAAUGCUCUUGUCAGGGGGAUCUAAUGAUCGACAGACCCUAAAAGAAGCUCAAGAUGUUGCAUCUACAGCCAAAAAACUAUUUGUGAAAACCAACAAAAAGCUUUCAGCGCACAUCGGUGAGGCAACAGCUAGAGAUGGUGGGAGACUACAAAUCAUCAUCGAGAAAUUAAGUGCCUUGAGCCCGAAAAUUAACGGAGACGACCUAUCCGCUGAUGAGAAAAAACUGUUAAAUCACAUGAUCAGCCAGGGGCUUCAACAUGAGGCUACACAGGCGAUGUCAAAGCUGCAGGGCAGGAUUAUGAACACACUGAGCCAAGAAACAGCACCUGCUGCAGCUAAAUUACUGCUAUCUCAAGUCAUGACAAAGCAACUGAAAGAAAUGACCCAGAAGCAAGCUAAAAAACUGACCAACACGGUUAUACAUGACGAGGGGGAAGGCUUUUUAAACCGUGGACCAGUAAAUAAAUUAGCAUCAAUGAACGCACCACCACCAGAUGCCGAAGGAGUAGACGAUGACGAAGGUGUUUCAGACGUGGCGGACCCAGAUACCAACGACGGUGUCGCUGAUGAAGCAGAUCCUACCAUCCAAGGAGUGGACGAUGAACUGCCACCCAGCAAGCUGCAAGGGAACAUAGGCGGGGGAAGCAAGAAGACGAUGUGCAUGUUACUGGUGAAUAAGGAGUUCUGCGUCACUCAGGAGAAAGCUCUUUAAUAUUUGAGGUCUAAUAGGAAACAACUUCAUGUGUAGUUUCUUCAAUAAUGAAACAAAUAAAAUUGACAUUAUA
Messenger RNA from Leguminivora glycinivorella, 942 nucleotides. RefSeq lists its product as uncharacterized. NCBI's taxonomy places the organism in Eukaryota, Metazoa, Arthropoda, Insecta, Lepidoptera, Tortricidae. The coding region runs from base 33 to 869 and encodes 278 amino acids. The transcript is spliced from 25 exons. The record is from RefSeq and is a predicted model, not a curated record.